CUACUCCUAUUGUCCCAUUUUCUUCUCUUUUUUUCCAUCUGUGUAGUCUUCUUUGCCUUUAGCUUAUUAUCACACCUCUCAACUCUCUAAUGGCAGAUAUUCAUUCUCCUCAAAACUCCACUCACUUGUUAAACUUUUCAUUUUGAUCUGUUUUCUCUCUAUAUUUUCCUUCUGACCAAUUUUUCUUCUUUUAUUUUCUUCACUGAUAAAUAAAUAUUUAGCUUCUCUACUUCCAUCACUUUUCAACCUUUAAUACAAAAAUAAUCCAUCAGAGUCUUGAGAUUUCCUUUUGUUUGGUUUGGUUUUAUGAGAUUUUGAGAAAUGGGGUUUUGCUUAAAGAUGCAAAAUGGUGGCUGACUCUUGAAAAGUCCGCUUUUUUUGUGAUUUUUGCAAAAAUUGGAGUGUCACAUACUAGUUUAAGGCAUCUGAGAUUUAGAUUUAUUGAAGUUGUCACCAGCAGAAUUUCGAGCUUUGUACAAUGCGCAGAGGAAGAGGAAAGGGAAAGAAGCAAUCUGUUCGUGAGGAUCUCGGAAAUGGUGAAGAAGAGAAGAUACCAGUUAGGAGAAGGGGAAGACCACUGAAGCCAUCAAAGGAUGAAAUAGGGGAAGAAGAAGAAGAAGAAGAAGAAGGAGCGAUGAAAGUAAAUGAAGAAGAAGAUGACAGUGAGAAUACAAAAGGUUCUGUCUUCAAUAAAGAUGUCAAGAACCAAGCUGCUGUGAAUGGAAAGAAGAGGAAGAGAACUUCACAAGUCAAGGAAGUAGAUUCAGCCAAAGUGGAAAAUGGUGUUGGGACCAAAACUAGCUCUAAUGACUUAAUAAAGUCCGUUGGAUUUAGACAAAAUGGGAGUAGAAGGAAAAACAAGCCUAGGCGGGCUGCUGAAGUUGGCGUAGAGUGCAGAUGAAUAGCUCUCUUUGCUAUUGAGGAGUGAUUCUAUGCUGAUCUAUAUCUGCUUUUCCAUUUUGCCCCUUGUUAUCAUUUGUUGUUUUAUUAAAAAAAUUAGCUAAAACUUUCUGAAGAACUGAAUUUUGUUGGAUUUCUGCGGCAAAUUCUAGUAGUCUUCAAUGUGCUGCCGCCAUUGACUUAGCAGUUUCCCUUAUUUUUCAUGUCAUGGAAAACUAAACCAUAUUUUCCCGUGUACUAUAAUCUUUGUCGCCUUUGAUUUA
This is a messenger RNA of Solanum dulcamara, 1163 nucleotides long. RefSeq lists its product as uncharacterized. Lineage: Eukaryota; Viridiplantae; Streptophyta; Magnoliopsida; Solanales; Solanaceae. The record is from RefSeq and is a predicted model, not a curated record. The coding region runs from base 479 to 901 and encodes 140 amino acids. The transcript has 2 exons.